Molecule: messenger RNA, 3114 nt
Organism: Phytomonas sp. Hart1
Lineage: Eukaryota; Euglenozoa; Kinetoplastea; Trypanosomatida; Trypanosomatidae
Source: the annotation of a GenBank genome assembly
AUGGAUAAGUUAUUUUUCAAGAUUGUCACGGGAUCACCCAUAAUGGAGCUAAAGAAUCAGUACAUAAGUACAUCACAAUAUACAAUUUUAUGCGCCCAGGCACCUGAUCCUAGGCAUCGUAUUGAACUUCUGCGGAGCCGUCUUCGGUCUUCAACAGAAACUACUUCUGAACAAAAUAUGAUUCAUAUUGUGAAUACAUGCAUCACAACCGAGCUAUCACCGGACGACGUGGAAGCUCUUAUAGAAGAAAUUGCACAGAUAGCUCUUGAACACUCUACUUGGUCUGAAUUCAUCAAGUGGGUGUGUACGUUAAUUCAUUACUAUUGCACUGAUGACCUAACUAUAUCCCUUUUUUUAGAAUUCGAUGUCCCAAGCAUUGCUGUUCGAGCACUGAAGGAAUUUCAACAAAACACCCAACUUGUGUUAUCGGCUUGUACUUUACUAUCCCACUUUAACAUGUAUGAUAUCAGUGACAGCAUUACUCAGUUAACAAAUGCACUUUUUAUUCAUGCGGAGGAUAAGCAAGUUUCCAAAAUAGCAGUUUACACACUUGCGGAAUACACUUCUUAUCACGCUGAAAUUCCACAUUGUUUUGCUUAUGCUAGUCGAAAAUUCGUUGAUGCGGGUGGAGUCCCCGUGCUGGAAUCGAUUCUGCGUAAUUAUUUAGAUGAUGAUGAAACCACAACGCAUGCAGUAUGUAUAGUAGCGAACAUAACGAGUUCAGGGGCCUCUGAUUCAAUCGACCCCAACUCCGAUCUCAUGAUGUACGUUUCCGAGUCUUUAACUCGAUUAAAGCACUUGGAAAUGCAUUGCCACCAUGUUUUACGUAUUUUCAGCAGCAUUCCCUCCUCUAAAUACAACGAUUUGGAUAGUGUCUUGCCGUUGUUUAUCGACAUCAGAUCAGAGAUGCUGGCGCUCGAAUGGAUUAGCUUUUUGUCUAGUGUAGCGUCCAGUUGUAAGGAUAAGAAGCCCAAAAUCUACUCCACAGGGUGCAUUCCUCUGAUUGUUGAAAUUAUGCGCACUUACGAGACAAACUCUUCCAUUCUGGAAGGUGCCUGUAGUUUGAUAUCUUACCUUUCAUUUGAUUCGGAUCAAAUGACUUCUGAGAUUACCGAGUUGGGUGGGAUGGAUCUCACUCUUCACGCCAUGCGUAAGUUUCCCAGUAACGAGGAUUUACUCACAACCGCCUGUUCGGCAAUAUCGGGCCUUGCCUUUGAUAAUCCGGCCGGUCAGAAAAUCCUUAUUGAUAACGAAGGCGUUUCACUUGUCAUCGACGCAAUGCGGAAAGGGAGAAAGGCCAGCUUACAGGAGAGUGGUUGCCUGGCGAUCGGUACGAUGUGUUGGAAUCCAGAUCUGAAGACCGAGAUUGUGCGCCUUGGUGGGAUUGACUUAAUUAUCAAAUCUUUAAAGGAGCAUUGCACAAGCUAUGGGCUCGUCAAAAACGCGUGCCGCGCUAUUGAUCAAAUUGCAUUUAGUUGUGAGAAAUAUCGUGAUGAGAUGUGUGAUAAGGGUGUAAUUCCCUUGAUUGUAAAAGGUAUGCAGCGGCACUCAACUUUUGAUCGAGUUCAGAUGCACGGCUGCAUUGCUUUGUCAUAUUUGUCGUGGUCCAAUAAAGAUCACGCCGCGAAAAUACGGGGAUGUGGAGGGUAUAAGACCAUUGUGGAUGCCAUGCGGAAUCACCCCAACAACCAAGAGGUCCAGGAACAUGCAUGCCGUGCGUUGGUGGGGAUUUUUGCUUUUCCCACCGAUGAUCUUGCACCCGUGUUGACGCAGAUUAUCGCCUCCAUGCGGCGAUGCGAGCGAUCGGCUGAGAUUCAAGAAGAAGGGUGCCGCGCCAUCGUCACCUUAUCCUUGUUAUCCUCCGCGAAUAAGGAUAUUCUGUUUGACCUCAACGCCCCCGAGGUGGUGAUUACGGGGAUGAAAAAUUUCGCCCAGGUAGAGCUGGUUCAGCAGGAGGCCUGCAAUGCCCUGGCCCACCUUGCGUACGAGCAUCUUAAGCUGAACUGUGCGAUUACCAAUUUAAACGGGGUGCAGCUUCUGAUUGAUCUGAUGCGGACCUUCAAGCAUAGCGCGAAGAUCCAGCUGAAUGGCUGCGCCGCGCUCAGUGCCCUGGCCUUUGACAACAUCACCGCACAGGAGCAAAUUUUCGAGUUCGGGGGCAUCCCUUGUGUGAUCUACGCCACCGAUACCUUUGAUCGGCUGCGAAUACUGGAGUUGGGGUGUUCGCUUCUGGGGAACUUGGCGUGGAAUACAACCAUCAAGGAGCCCUUGGCGGGGAUCGCCGUUCCGCAUAUCCUGCAUAUGAUGAAAAAACACGCGGGCAACGCGCUCCUGCAAAAGUCCAUUUGCCGGGCCAUCUCGCAGUUUUCUUUCAACUCGGAAAGCAACCGACAGCUGCUGGUUGAAUCGGGGGUGAUCCCUCUUAUCAUCGACUCCAUGCGGGAGCACGUGGGCUCGGAUAAGCUUGUGAUGCAUGCCCUGAAGGCAUUGACCUACUUGUGUUGGGAAAGCGAUCAGGUAGCGCAGAUGAUCAUCGACGCGAAGAUUGAAGAGGUUUUACAGCAGGUGGUGGUGCGCUACGUGGAGACGCCUCGGGUCUCGAACGAGGCGAUUCACCUCUGCAAGAUUCUAUUUCGCAAGAUAAGCGGCAGUCCCAGCCCCACGGCGAGCGGAAUGUCCCCACCGAGUAUUUCCCCAUUGGCGGUUCCUUUUUUUACCCCGGGGCCUCGAACUGGGGGGCGGAAAAAGGCCUGUCCUAGCCCUCUCGCGGCAGUGGGAAAAGGAGGGUCGUCCUUUUCUAACGCGAAUGAACGUCCUACGUCGAAGCCGCGUCCUUUUUCGUCAGACGAGGGCUCCUCUAAAAACCAUCUCAAAGGCACUAGUGGGGGUAGGCCCCCACGGCGUGGGGAAGCAGGGCGGUUCAGGCGUGGAUAUGAAAACGGCCGAAGUUUUAACGGCCCGUCCAGCACUUUUAACGAGCCGGUGGAGAACCCCAACCCGCAGCUACGUCGUUUUCGUCGAAAUGUGCGUGGCGGCCAGGCUGGGGUAAGUGCACCGGACGUCAACACCGCGAACGGGUGUGCGGUCGCCCCACCGGCAUUUUCCAAUUUAUGA